Messenger RNA from Peromyscus californicus insignis, 2095 nucleotides. It is a transcript of the gene Them6, whose product is annotated as thioesterase superfamily member 6. The transcript is spliced from 2 exons. The record is from RefSeq and is a predicted model, not a curated record. Lineage: Eukaryota; Metazoa; Chordata; Mammalia; Rodentia; Cricetidae. Bases 322 to 1311 code for a protein of 329 amino acids.
UAGGCAGGUCCAAGCCCCUUCCCACUGCACCCAGGCUGUGCAAGGCGGGUGAUCAGGAUUUUUGGCGGACAGGGGGUGAGUAUUGGAGGACAAGUGUCUGCAGACUGGGACUGAAAUGCAACCGGAAGCCGGGUUCUACUUCUCUCUAACCCGCAGCGAACGCCCCAGGGGCCUUGCGAAAGCAAGAUGCCUGGACAGGCUUGUGAGGUCACGGGCAGCCCCGCAGAAGCAGCACCUUUAGCGAUGCAUUGUCCGUUUUCCUUGCAAAGUUCCUCAGCUGCUCCGGGAAAGUUCUGGCAAUCUUUGGCUAGGCUCAUCUGAAUGACUGGAUCACGGAAGCGAGCAGGCUUCGCUGUCGCUCCUGCACCUGCAGCGCCGAGCGCAGCGGCCAGGUGGCGCUGUACUGCUCCGCGCGUCCCGCCGCGCCCCGCCCCGGGAAAAGCGAAAGCGGCUCUGGCGGAGGACGUGGGACACACCACCAAGGGCGCGCGCGGGGGGGGGUAUGACCGGGAGCCGUGCGCGCGACUCCAACCGGCGGCGCUGCUGCCUCCGGCGCGCCUCCCCCUUGGACUGCUGGAAGAGGUGGUGCGCUCCGAGCGGUUCCCGGAGUUCCCAGGCUCCCGGGCAGGCCCGCAGCAGGCACCUGAGCACCGGGUUCCUGGGCACCCGGCGCCCGCUGCCAAGAUGCUGGGGCUCCUGGUAGCGUCCUUAGCCCUGGCGCUCGCCUUCUUUGCGCUGCUGGACGGCUGGUACCUGGUGCGCGUGCCGUGUGCUGUUCUGCGCGCACGCCUGCUGCAGCCGCGCGUCCGCGACUUGCUGGCCGAGCAGCGGUACGCGGGCCGGGUGCUGCCGUCGGAUCUGGACCUGCUGCUGCACAUGAACAACGCGCGCUACCUGCGCGAGGCCGAUGUGGCUCGCGCCGCGCACCUGACCCGUUGCGGUGUGCUGGGGGCGCUGCGCGACCUGGGCGCGCACACGGUGCUGGCCGCCUCGUGCGCGCGCUAUCGCCGCUCGCUGCGCCUGUUUGAGCCGUUCGAGGUGCGCACCCGCUUGCUAGGCUGGGAUGACCGCGCCUUCUACCUGGAGGCGCGCUUUGUCAGCCUUCGCGACGGCUUCUUGUGCGCCUUACUGCGCUCCCGGCAGCACGUGCUGGGCACCUCGCCGGAUCGCGUAGUGCAGCACUUGUGCAAGCGCAGGGUGGAGCCCCCUGAGCUACCAGAAGACUUGAAGCACUGGAUCGCCUACAAUGAGACCAGCAGCCAGCUGCUCCGUGCUGAGAGUGGGCUCAGUGACACCCCAAAGGACCAGUGACUGCCACGUCUGCGCCCUCCCUACCCUGCCUGUCAGCCGGUCCAUUCCACAAAGUGGGCCACCUGGGCUGCACUCCUAGCCGGAGUGGCCUCGGAUAAGCCUGGCUCCUUUUACCCGCUUGACACUCCUCUGUGCUUACCUCAUCUUGGGCAGCUGUUGGGGUGGACGUUGUCCUGGCCCAGCUCUGCCUCCUGGGUCCCCAUAGCAUGACUGUUCGUGUGCCCAGAUGAGCAGGAUCCUGCAGCAGCGGAAGGGCCAGCACAGAGCCCAAAGCCAGGGCUGCUUGUGGCCAGGCAGGCCACAGUAGUCCUGGGUGUGGCUGGGACCUGCAGCUUACUCAGGGACAGCGGGCCCUCUGGAGGGUCACCUUAGACCAGGGAAGAUCGGGCCAGGACCAGCCCAAAGGGCCCCUUGGAACACAGAAGGGCGAAUGGAAGUUGGUCCCUGGCUAAGAUUCUGGUGAUGCCCACCACUAAGAGGAUGCACCCUGUCUAGCCAGGUCACCAAGGCCAGGAGCCCUGGUGUAGGGGGUCCCAUGACCAUGCUGAGCACCUGCCCUGUCAGCUCAGGGAGGGGGAACAGCUGCUUGAAACUAGGCACUGCCUCCUUGCUACCUCUCUGGGAACCAUACCUAGAGCCAGAGCCAAGAGCUUCAGUGAUGCCCUGACCCUCACCUGCACCCCCCUUAGCCUCCCAUGCUACUGUGCUUGCCUUAGUACUAUCAAGGGGAAGCUGCAAUCUGUUUUAUUUAAAGAAAGCACAAGAUUAAAGAGUUUAAAAGGCA